AUGAACGAGCUCACUCGCCCUUCCGAGUGGGCAUAUAAGCACACGUCUCGACCCAUGGGAAAAUGGAAUGUGGCAUCUAGUCCGCCUUCUGCCCGCCGCGCUGCCUACCCUGCGGACUCGUCAACGCCGUCCAAAAUGUAUCCGAGGACAUUCCUCAUGGCCGCAACGGCAAGCGCUGCCGCCAUAUACGGUCUCGGAGAGACUCCAGACAUCGGUGUCACCUUCUACGAGCACGCAAACUUUGAGGGAAUCUCCUUCGCCGUGCCUUCGCUGGGAAAAUGCUGGUCGAUGCCGACCCAAUUGAAGAAAACAAACGUGUCGUCCGUCAAGUUCUUCACCGACGAAGUGACGUGUCUCGUGUACUCCUACAACCGAUUGUGUCUCAACCCGCCCAUGAUGAAUGACCUGAAGGCGAGUAUCAGGAACCUGCAUGACAACGAGGACGGCGAUCAGAUUAGGUCCGUGUUUUGCAAGCGGAUUCCUUCCCAGGCGGAUGAGAACCUGCCGCGCGGCCCUGAUCAAUCCUAG
This is a messenger RNA of Metarhizium album ARSEF 1941, 528 nucleotides long. RefSeq lists its product as uncharacterized. The coding region runs from base 1 to 528 and encodes 175 amino acids. The record is from RefSeq and is a predicted model, not a curated record. The transcript has 4 exons. Lineage: Eukaryota; Fungi; Ascomycota; Sordariomycetes; Hypocreales; Clavicipitaceae.